Rattus norvegicus (Norway rat) is the source of this 1016-nucleotide messenger RNA. The record is from RefSeq and is a predicted model, not a curated record. NCBI's taxonomy places the organism in Eukaryota, Metazoa, Chordata, Mammalia, Rodentia, Muridae.
AUGCUGCACAGGAGCUGUAGUCCCUCAAGGGACGCAAUGUCUUCCUGGGUACCUAGUUGGUCACUCAUGCAAAUGAUCAGAGUCGGGCCCGCCCACACCCUUGUCCCGGAAGCUUGUUUCCGGGUCUGGCAUCCUCGGUGCUUGCUGCGGUGCUCCGCGGAGACCCCGGGCGUGGCAAUGGCGGUGAAGCGGCCGGUGCGCGUGCUGGUGGACAUGGACGGCGUGCUAGCUGACUUCGAGUCCGGCCUUCUGCAGGGUUUCCGCCGUCGCUUCCCCGGGGAACCGCAUGUGCCGCUGGAACAGCGCCGGGGCUUCCUCGCCAGCGAGCAGUACGGAGCCCUGCGGCCGGACCUGGCGGAAAAAGUGGCCAGUGUCUAUGAAGCUCCGGGCUUUUUCCUAAACUUGGAGCCCAUCCCUGGAGCCUUGGACGCUUUGCGAGAGAUGAACGCCAUGCAAGAUACCGUUGGGUGGAGCAGAACCUGGGGCCACAGUUUGUGGAGCGGAUUAUCCUGACUAGGGACAAGACAGUGGUCAUGGGAGACCUGCUCAUUGAUGACAAAGACAACAUUCAAGGUUGGGUCUAUUAACCUUGACCAUCUCCAGGCGCCUGGCCUGCUGGGAUUAAGGAGAGGAGUAAAAAUAACCAGAUUACAGACCGCACGUUCUGUCUUUACUGCCCCAGGCCUAGAGGAGACCCCAAGCUGGGAGCACAUCUUGUUCACCUGCUGCCACAAUCAGCACCUGGCCCUGCCCCCCACUAGGAGACGGCUGCUUUCCUGGAGUGAUGACUGGAGGGGCAUCAUAGAGAGCAAGCGAGCCAGCCUGUGAAGGACGGGGAGGUGGGUCAGCAGGACCCUGCCUGGACAGGUGACUUUAAUCAGGGAGCCACGGUAACUGCCACUUGAACAAACUGCCUUCCGGCCCCACCCAUGAAAUCUACACCCAGAAGGAACAAGGCUAGCACAUAAAUACAGUGAGAAAAUCAGGUUUUUAAUAAAAAUAAAAACCAAACACAA